Molecule: messenger RNA, 910 nt
Organism: Paramecium octaurelia
Lineage: Eukaryota; Ciliophora; Oligohymenophorea; Peniculida; Parameciidae
Source: the annotation of a GenBank genome assembly
UAAUUAAUUAUUUAAUGGAAGAAAGCAUCUAUAAUAUAAUAAUUGAGGAUCCACUUCCAUCUAAGAGAUUAAAAAAAUAUAAAUCCUAAUUUCCUGGUACAAUAUAACCAUCUUAUAGUACAUUUGCUAAUCACUCAAAUGUUAUAUAGGUAUGAAUUCAGUCUUUACACAAGGUUAAAAAUAUUAGUGGAGAUUACUAGUUGACAUCUUAAAGAUAUGCAUCUGAGAGUGGAACGAUAGGAAAAGCAAAAACAUGUUUAUAAUUGAAUUCAAUUAUUUAGAACAACUUUCUCCCAUCAAACCAAGAAUUAUGGGUACAAACAAUUUGGAUGAAUGGGUUGAGAAGGGAUCUCUUGCAAGAAGUCGAGAAUUGACUCAAUCGCAUAGAAAUAAAUUAAAACCUCUGGUUCCUAGAUCUAUCGAAAAGCCUACUAUGGGAUUAUAAUCUAAUAGAAAUUUCAUAGCUACAAACAAGAUUGAUGUUAUUCUCAAAUGUUAUUUAAAUCUUUAUUUUUAGCUCCAAAACAACAAUAACAAGAAUUGAAUUGGUUAACCAAAAAAGAUUAUGGAUAAAUUCCAUUAUAUUUAAGUUAAAUCAAAGAUCACCUCCAAUAAUCUUAUCUAGAGGAAUAAGAAAACGUUAAGCGAUAAUUGGAAGCACAAAAUGAUAAAUUGUAAAUAUCUAAUCUUAAUUAGAUAAUUAUUGUCUGAAGAAGAUUUAAAAUAAAUUAGGGAAGGCUUGAAAUAAAGAUAUGAUGAAAUUAAUAAACAAUAUCAACAAUGUACUCAUCUUAAAAAGUUUGACACUGUUGGAUUGAAACGAAGAAAGGAAUAAUUCGAAAAAGAAUUGAUAUAACUAGAAAAAGACAUGGAUAAAUUGAAAAAAUCAUAUGUAUUUGUAGAGAAAUGA